This is a messenger RNA of Tremella mesenterica DSM 1558, 915 nucleotides long. RefSeq lists its product as uncharacterized. NCBI's taxonomy places the organism in Eukaryota, Fungi, Basidiomycota, Tremellomycetes, Tremellales, Tremellaceae. The record is from RefSeq and is a predicted model, not a curated record. The coding region runs from base 1 to 915 and encodes 304 amino acids. The transcript has 6 exons.
AUGUCAAAAUCAAUCUUCGUGUUCACCGUCACUGGGGAGCAAGGAUCUUCAGUGGCAAAGUACAUGUUGGAAGCGGAAUGGCAAGUGAGUGGAUUGACCAGGAACUUGGAGAGUGAAUCAGCCAAGAAGUUAGCUGAGAGUGGAGUAAAACUGCUCAAAGGUGAUUUGGCAGAUAGAGCCUCGUAUGAGCAUCUGCUCAAAGGUCACGACGCAGUGUUUGUCAAUGCCGAUUUCUGGACCGUUUACACUCACAACGGAUAUAACGGCGAUGAAGCUGGUAAAGAAGAGACUCGUCAGGCUAUGGCAGCAAUUGACGCUUGUAAUCAAGCUGGUAUUCCUCAUAUCGUUUAUUCAACGUUGGAAGGUGAAGAUAUCCCUCAUUGGCAAUCAAAGCAUCUUGUGAACGAAUGGAUUAGAGAACAUAAUAUUCCCGUCACUCAACUCUAUACAUCUUCUUUCAAUUCCAACAUGUAUCGAUUCGACUAUCUUAAAUCUGAUGGACAAGGCGGAUUGCUGCUCAAUAUUCAAACAUUGGAUGACGCUCGUGUACCCACUGUAUCCAGUGAACAAAUGGGAGCUUGGGUGAAGACUGCCGUUGAGAAUCCCGAGGAAUGGAAGGGUAAAAACAUGUACGCAUGUACAGAUUACCUAACUGUCAAAGAAAUGGCCCACAUUCUCUCUGAAUACAUGGGUAAAAAAGUCGAUACCCCUCAUUUAACUCCUGAGGCACUUGAAUCCGAUGUGACUGUAUCUAUCGUAGGAUUUGAAAUAUGGUGUCAGAAUAAAGUCUGGGCUUCUGGAACCGUGAUUCGCGAUGUAGAAGAAAGUAAAAGGAUCGCUCCUGGAGUUUGGACUUUCAAAGAGUGGUGUGAGAAAUCCGAAAAAUUCCAUGAGUAUCUGGCUCAACUGAAAUAA